Molecule: messenger RNA, 438 nt
Organism: Arabis nemorensis
Lineage: Eukaryota; Viridiplantae; Streptophyta; Magnoliopsida; Brassicales; Brassicaceae
Source: the annotation of a GenBank genome assembly
AUGUACCGUACUACUCAUCCCCCACCAAACACCAAUCCUAGUACCGUCGAAGAGAUCUUCGCUGAUAUCAAUGGUCGUCGAAGCGGCUUUCUUCAAGCUUUCUUUGUUGAUGUUGACUCUGUCUUCGCUUUAUGCAAUCCGGAAGAGGAGGAGCUUUGUUUGUAUGCAUACCCGAAUGAGAGAUGGAACGUGAGUCCUCCACACUUGCAAGUGCCUCCGGAUAUUCCCGAGCCAGUGCUGGGAAUCAACUUCGUUAGAGAUGGUAUGCCUCGUAAGGCUUGGCUUCAAUUUGUUGCUGGUCAUUGUGAUUCUUGGUUGCUCUAUCUUGCUUUCUUCUUCGGUUGUCGGCUUAAUCGUCAUGAGAGGACUCGCCUAUUCGAUCUGAUUGAUGCUCAGCCAACUCUAUAUGAACAAGUGACAAACCGCCCUUCAGAAUAA